AUGCCCCGCAAACGAUACGACAAACAACGUCUAACGUUCACAAUCUAUCGAAAGUCUUUGGGCAGCUUGGAAUGUACCGAGAAUCUGGAGCUGUUUCGCCGGAAGCUGGAAAAGCUAUCCCCACAGAAGCGCAAUAAAGCUGCGGUGGUAUGGCAAAAUGUGAAGAGCAUGAUUCAAGAGAAAGAACUAGACAGGAUGUCACGACUUGUGCAGGACCACCUCACUACCCUACAGCUUCAACUGCGAGUUCUAGAAGGGAACCGGAUCGAAGAUGUACAGAUGCUGGCAAACAGACUGAUUGCAUUAGUAACAGAUCACGAAGAGCACCGUAGGGAGUCGGCCUCGACCUUCGCUGAUUCUAUGCGGAUAGGUCAUGAGACUACCUACUCUUCACUUCAGAAUCAUUCCAACUCCUUUCAACAAUUUGGGGACAAAUUCCAAGAUUUCUCGACAACACUAGCUGGUUCCAUGCGGAAAGGGUACGAGACUACACAUUCUCUGCUUCAGAAUUGUACCAAUGCUGUUCAACAACAAGGAGAUAAGAUGCAAGAGCUCUCAAGCCUGUCAGUCGAUCAGAACGCAAAUUUGCAGCGUAAGAUUGAACUUCUCCUGGAGCGUCUUCCACCAGCCUCGUCAGUAGCGCAUGCAGCAAUGGCCCCUACCGAAGAUCUCCCUCGUCAGACUUCAGAAGACACCAGCCGAGAUGACAGAGCUUCCAUGGCACCGAAUGCCGCGGUCGCAGAAGACGGCCUCCAGGAAGCCCUCCAACGACUAUCUCAGCUAGCCCACGACACCGACAAAAUUGUUUUCUCCGAAGCAGCAGAGGCCAUCAUUGACGACAUCGAGCAAAUCUUGGCUCAGGCUGAUCAAGAAUCUCUUCAGGCGUCAAGGCGCAGAGAGGGAAAACGGAAAAAGAGGUCUUACGACGACAUCGAUGAAGUAGAGGAAAAGAAUCUUCAACGAAACGUGAAACGUAUGAGUGGUCAUCUAGUGACGUCCCAUUGUAUCACAGUUAAUGAGAAAGGUCGGUCUACAAUCCACAUGAGUCUCAAUUGA
Bacidia gigantensis is the source of this 1056-nucleotide messenger RNA. RefSeq lists its product as uncharacterized. The coding region runs from base 1 to 1056 and encodes 351 amino acids. NCBI's taxonomy places the organism in Eukaryota, Fungi, Ascomycota, Lecanoromycetes, Lecanorales, Ramalinaceae. The transcript has 3 exons. The record is from RefSeq and is a predicted model, not a curated record.